Aethalodelphis obliquidens (Pacific white-sided dolphin) is the source of this 8097-nucleotide messenger RNA. RefSeq names its product cartilage intermediate layer protein (gene CILP). The transcript is spliced from 10 exons. Bases 2535 to 6140 code for a protein of 1201 amino acids. NCBI's taxonomy places the organism in Eukaryota, Metazoa, Chordata, Mammalia, Artiodactyla, Delphinidae. The record is from RefSeq and is a predicted model, not a curated record.
UCAUUCUGCAAACAAUUCUGGAUAAAAGAAAAAAACCCCAACUUUUUUUAAUGCACUGAUGAGCUGGCAAGAAAGUGAGGAAUACUCAGGCCAAAAAACUCAAGAAUCCAAAGAGCUCUAGCCCAUUAAACGUCCACGGGUCCCAGGGAUGCACAGCCAGAGAGGACAACUACCUGGCAUCCGCCUCACCUCACCCCUGACUGAGGCCACCCCCAUCACGACUGCAGGCUCUUCUGGGCUGCCAGCAUCGUGGUCAGAGCUGAAGCCGUACUACAACCAGAGCCACCUGGGGCCUCUCAGGGGAGUCAUGAAAAGAGGCCCCGGGUCAUGGGAAGCAAGCAGCAGAGUCUGGUAGAUGCUUCGGGGCGAGCCUGAUGAACCACCAGGGCAAACACAUCCCACUGAGUGUGACUAGUCCAGGAGGGGAGUGUGAACACUCUUGCGAUGACUCCCUGCUUGAAGAGCAUUCUGUGAUGACCACGGUGAGCACACUACGCAAGGUGGAGGGCUCUACCUGACAUGUCUUGGGGGAUCUGCCAGACCAUGGCCCAUUCUCAGGGAAUCUGCUCCCACCUACAACCUGUGCGGGGUCACUGAUCUGAGAAACUUCUCAGGGGUCACGUUCCAGGGACAAUCCGACUCUGUGAAGGAACCCUCACUCAACUCCUGCCACGUUCCCCACGGGACCUGGAGGAAAGAUGGUGGUGAUCAAGGCCUGCGUGUUCUUCUUCCUGGUCCUAGAGGUCACCUCUCUGUUGGGUACAGGCUAAGUAUCUACUGUCUCUCUAAUCCCCCACUUGUCAUAAUGAAGUCACUAUGGUCUGGGACCCAACUCUGCAUCUGCCUUAAGCCACAGCAGCGGCACUAAGAUCUGAGGCUGGUUUGUCUAUUUAUUCAUAAUUUAUACCCUGCUUGUUUUCCUAAAGGAUUUGAGAUAAGUACCAAUAUUACAACUCACAGAACAGAAUCUUUUAAAUGAGGAGCAGGGUAAGUGUCACUCAGAAGGCAGAAAAAAGAUAAGAGCGUUACCACUCCCCCUGAGUGUUAAAUUUAGCUCUGAGCUUUCUGAUAGCCAAAGCAAAAGGGAUCACUGAGUUCUCACAGCCAGAUUUUUGGUUUUAGUUUCAUGAAAAUUCAUUUAGACCCUGUAACCAAAUUUGACAGAGACACCAGAACCCCUUCUGGUCUCCUUGUCCUCUGACCCCAUUCUCUGGUGACACUGAGUUCUCAAGGGAACAGGUGGAGAGAAUUUGCCUGGUGGGCUCCCCAAGGCUUCUAAGCAUCAGAGCUCCCAGCACUAUCCUGUAUACGCUCUCCCAUCUCCCCUUCCUUUCCUGAUUUCUAGCCACAUACUCAGGUAAAGCAAAAAUAUGCUCAAAAUCCUCUCAUAAAGCAGCGAGCACUGCAGGCUUUGUCACCACAGAGGCAGGAACAAAGGCUGUCUCAGCAUCUUGCCAAACCCUACAUGUGCCCACCUCCUGCCUUGCUCUUUCUACCCUGACAGCUGCUGUUGGGGAAGAUGAUUAACAUUCAGCCAUCUGAGGGGAAAUCAGAUUAGUUUGAUUAAAAGAGCUCCUAUCACCCCAAUUAAGCAGCAAAGAGAAUACUGAUUUGGCUCUCUCACGUGAGAGUUAAUUACCUUUCAAAGAUUUUGCAGUGCUCUGCUCUCCUUUCUCCUUUCCAUUUGGGAGCCCCCAACGCAGCCUCCGGUGGCGUGGGCCUGGAGGCUCACUGCCUGUGGCCCGAGGUCCCUAUACCCUUCCUCAGGCAGACUUUGCCAGCCUGGGGUCAGUAAAUUAAAGGACCACUCCUCCAGUUAGGCCCUGUGAAGGUGAGGGGGGAUUCCCAAAGCCAAACUUUGCCAGGAGAAGGGAAAUGGACAUCUAUUGUCCAGGUCUUGAGCUUAAAAGGAGUUGCUAACACUUAUUCAGCAAACAUUCUGUGCUAGGCAUUGUUCUAAGUGGAUUUUAUGAACGAGCUUAUUUAAUCCCUACAAUCCUCUGAGAUAGGAACUAUUAUUAUCCUCACUUUAUGAUGAGGGGUCAGAUGAGUUAAGUAUCUGGCCCAAGGUCACAGAGUCAGGAAGUGGCAGAGUGUCUGGGGCUCACAGUCUCAAUCUCCGUAUACUUCAGAGAUGUUUACUUUGUGUUACCUCAUGGAAUCCUCAUGCCAACUGGACCACCAUAUGUGCAGUGGGAACUAAUAUCUCCAUUUUACAGAUGAGGAAAGUAAGGUUCCAUUCCGCCAAGAAGAACAGGCUCAGACCCUAAAGUAGGAGCCCCAGGUGCUCAGCAGCAUCCCAUGGUCCCUUUCUAGAACAAGAGUGAAAAGAGAACCACCAUUUGUUGACCACGCACUGCAUGCCAUGUCCCUUUACCUUCACCGUCACCCUGAAUAUGCACCAGGACCCUAUGAUGUGGUGAUUGUUGAUGCAGUUCUAUUUUAUGGGGAAACAGAUUUAAAGGAAUAAAGCUUUUGUGAAGUCACACAGCCAGUAAGUGGCAGAGGGGGAUUUGAACCCAUGCCCAGUGCUCAUGUUCCAUCCCCCACAUCACACUGCUUCCCUAUGUCUUGAGAGGCUAGUAGCAGGACCCUGCUGGGCCCUUGUAACUGUUUUGGCCUCUCACUUAUCCUCUUGGCCCUCAGGGAGGCAGAUGAUGCUCACUCAGUCGGUGAGAAGAGCCCAGCCUGGGAAGAGGACCUCAGGCAUCUUUGCCAAGCCUGCUGACCCCCUGGACAGUCCUGGGGAGUGGACAACGUGGUUCAACAUUGACCACCCAGGUGGGCAGGGCGACUACGAGCGGCUAGAUGCCAUUCACUUCUACUACGGGCACCAGGUGUGUCCUCGGCCCCUGCGGCUAGAGGCUAGGACCACCGACUGGAUACCCGCAGGCAGCACUGGCCAAGUGGUCCAUGGCAGCCCCCUUGAGGGCUUCUGGUGCCUCAACAGGGAGCAGCGGCCUGGCCAGAACUGCUUCAAUUAUACCGUGCGCUUCCUCUGCCCGCCAGGAUCCCUGCGCCAAGACACAGAGCACAGCCUCUGGAGCCCGUGGUCUCCCUGGAGCAAGUGUUCUGCUGCUUGUGGUCACCCUGGGGUCCAGACCCGAACACGCACCUGCUUGGCGGAGACGGUGUCACUGUGCAAUGAUGCCACCGAGGAGGGUCGGCUCUGCAUGGAGCAGGCCUGUUCAGCCUGUGACCUGACCUGCCCCAUGGGCCAGGUGAAUGCUGACUGUGACGCCUGCAUGUGCCAGGACUUCGUGCUGUAUGGGGUUGUCUCCCUCCCUGGGGGUGCCCCAGCCUCAGGAGCUACUGUCUACAUCCUGACCAAAACACCUAAGCUAUUGACCCAGACGGACAGCAGCGGGAGGUUCCGAGUCCCUGGCUUGUGCCCCGAUGGCAAAAGCAUCCUGAAGAUCACAAAGACCAAGUUUGCCCCUAUCAGGCUCACAAUGCCUAAGACUAGACUGAAGGCAGCCACCAUCAAGGCGGAGUUCAUGAGGGCAGAGACUCCAUACAUUGUGAUGAACCCCAAGGCAAAAGCACGGAGAGCUGGGCAGAGCGUGUCCCUGUGCUGUAAGGCCACGGGGAAGCCCAAACCAGACAAGUAUCUCUGGUACCAUAACAGCACACUGUUGGACCCCUCCCUCUACAAGCACGAGAGCAAGCUGGUGCUGAGGAACCUGCAACGGGACCAGGCCGGGGAGUACUUCUGCAAGGCCCAGAGCGACACUGGGGCUGCAAAGUCCCAUGUCGCCCGGCUGACUGUCAUAGCCCCCGAUGAGACUCCUUGCAACCCAACCCCCGAGAGCUACCUUAUCCAGCUGCCCCAUGAUUGUUUCCAGAAUGCCACCAACUCCUUCUACUAUGAUGUGGGUCGUUGCCCUGUCAAGACCUGUGCAGGGCAGCAGGAUAAUGGGAUCAGGUGCCAGGAUGCUGUGGAGAACUGCUGUGGGAUCUCCAAAACAGAGGAGAGGGAGAUCCAGUGCAGUGGGUACACACUGCCCACCAAGGUGGCCAUGGAGUGCAGCUGCCAGCGGUGUACGGAGACCCAGAGUAUCGUUCGGGGACGCGUCAGCGCCUCUGACAAUGGGGAACCCAUGCGCUUUGGCCACGUGUACAUGGGGAACAGCCGUGUGAGCAUGACUGGCUACAAGGGCACGUUCACCCUCCACGUCCCUCAGGACACUGAGAGGCUGGUGCUCACAUUUGUGGACAGGCUGCAGAAGUUUGUCAACACCACCAAAGUGCUGCCCUUCAAUAAGAAAGGGAGUGCGGUGUUCCAUGAGAUCAAGAUGCUUCGGCGGAAAGAGCCCAUCACCUUGGAGGCCAUGGAGACCAACAUUAUCCCCUUGGGAGAUGUGGCUGGUGAAGAUCCUGUGGCUGAGCUGGAGAUCCCAUCCAAGAGUUUCUACCGGCAGAACGGGGAGCCCUACACAGGAAAAGUAAAGGCCAGUGUGACCUUCCUGGAUCCUCGGAAUAUUUCCACAGCUACUGCUGCCCAGAGUGACCUGAACUUCAUCAAUGAUGAAGGAGACACCUUCCCCCUUCGAACAUACGGCAUGUUCUCUGUGGACUUCACAGAUGAGGCCACCUCAGAGUCACUUAAUGUUGGCAAGGUAAAGGUCCACCUCGACUCAACCCAGGUCAAGAUGCCAGAGCACUUGCCCAUGAUGAAACUCUGGUCCCUCAACCCAGGCACAGGGCUGUGGGAGGAGGAAGGUGACUUCAAAUUUGAAAGCCAAAGGCGGAACAGAAGAGAAGACAGGACCUUCCUGGUGGGCAACAUGGAGAUUCGUGAGAGGAGGCUCUUUAACCUGGAUGUCCCUGAAAGCAGGAGGUGCUUCAUCAAGGUGAGGGCCUACCGAAGUGAGAGGUUCUUGCCCAGUGAGCAGAUGCAGGGUGUCGUGGUCUCUGUGAUCAACCUGGAGCCCAGGACUGGCUUCUCCUCUAACCCCAGGGCCUGGGGCCGCUUUGACAGUGUCAUCACUGGUCCCAAUGGGGCCUGUCUGCCUGCCUUCUGCGAUGACCAGUCCCCCGAUGCCUACUCUGCCUACGUCUUAGCAAGCCUGGCUGGGGACGAGCUGGAAGCAGUGGAGUCUUUUCCUAAAUUCAACCCAAAUGCAAUUGGUGUCCCUCAGCCCUACCUCAACAAGCUCAAGUACCGCCGGACAGACCAUGAGGACCCACAGGCCAAGAAGACAGCUUUCCAGAUCAGCAUGGCCAAACCAAGGCCCAACUCAGCCGAGGAGAGCAAUGGACCCAUCUAUGCAUUUGAGAACCUCCAGGCAUGCGAGGAAGCACCUCCCAGUGCGGCCCACUUCCGGUUCUACCAGAUUGAGGGGGAUCGGUAUGACUACAACACGGUCCCUUUCAACGAGGAUGACCCCAUGAGCUGGACUGAAGACUACCUGGCAUGGUGGCCCAAGCCAAUGGAGUUCAGGGCCUGCUAUAUCAAGGUGAAGAUCGUGGGGCCACUGGAGGUGAACGUGCGAUCCCGUAACAUGGGGGGCACCCACCGGCAGACAGUGGGAAAGCUGUAUGGAAUCCGGGAUGUGAAGAGCACGCGGGACAGGGACCAGCCCAAUGUCUCAGCUGCUUGUUUGGAGUUCAAGUGCAGUGGGAUGCUCUAUGACCAGGACCGUGUAGACCGCACGCUGGUGAAGGUUAUCCCCCAGGGCAGCUGCCAUCGAGUCAGCGUAAACUCCAUGCUGCAUGAGUACCUGGUCAACCACCUGCCACUGGCGGUCAAUGACAACACCACUGAGUACACCAUGCUGGCGCCCUUGGACCCACUGGGCCACAACUAUGGCAUCUACACUGUCACUGACCAGGACCCUCGCACAGCCAAGGAGAUUGCGCUUGGCCGGUGCUUUGAUGGCACAUCUGAUGGCUCCUCCAGAGUUAUGAAGAGCAAUGUGGGAGUGGCCCUGACCUUUAACUGCGUAGAGAGGCAGGUGGGCCGUCAGAGUGCCUUCCAGUACCUCCAAAGCACCCCGGCCCGGCCCUCCCCCGCAAGCACUGUCAGGGGAAGAGCGCCCUCAAGGAGGCAGCGGUCAAGUCAGGGUGGCCAGCGCUGGCGCAGAGGGGCGGCCUCUCUGAGGUUUUCUGGGGUUGCUCAGCAGCCUCUGAGCAACUAAGGCUUGUGGUACUUCCCUUCUCCCCACAGCCAUUGUGAGACUGACACCCAAACUGUCACUCGGUUAACUUAAGCCCAUCUGUUCCGGUGCAACUUGCUCGUUUGUUUCUUCAUUCCCUUUCUUACUGUCUUUGUCUUGUGAUACUGAUUGGCAUGGAGCCCCCAAAAUGUCAAAAUAAAGCCUCUUUGCCCUGUUCUUUACAAGAAACACAGGAAAUUGGCCAUGGGCAAACUCUGUAGCUUUGAGCAUUCUUCAUUUAGUGCCAUUCAUGGAAAUGUCCUUCAUUUUCUUUUUUGCAUGGUUUUCCCACCUCUACAAUAAGGAUAAUCUGAUGUUGAAGAUCAAAUAACCAAUAUAAAGCAUAUUUCUUGGCCUUGCUCCACAGGAUGUAAGCAAGGCCUCCGUCACAGUUCAUACAUAUAAAAGGUGGUGAAAUAUUUUUACUUGAAUUAUAAAUAACAUUUAUUUCUUUGCUGAAUCUGGAACUCUAGUGCACAUUCAGUGUUACACUGUUGAGUAUAAGGUAAUCAUAGUUCCUCUACCAAGUCUGGAAAAAACAUCUCCUGGUAUCCACAACUGCCCUAGGUUGCUAAUUAUAUUAGCGUGUUUCCCUUUAUAUUUGCUUUUGUUCUUUCUAGAAGCCCAGUGUGGCCCAGAACAGAUGUCAAUAAAUGCACAUUUUGUACUUGAUUUUGAGGUCACUGACCUGUCUUUAAACCAUUAAUCUGAGCCAACUGCUCAGAGGGACAGAGGGGUCUCUGGAAAGUGGUCACCAGGUGGCAUGAGGCACGGUGCCACCUAACCCUAAGUUACAGGGCUGGGUGACUAGGCACGUAUUCUACUGGUCAAGUUUGUUCUCAUAGAUCAUAUUUUCCAUUUGCAGAGAAGAGCAGAGAUUCCUGGAGUUGUGAGCCCCUCCCAGAUGUUCUGGGCCCCUGAGCAAAGCUGAAAACAUGUCCUGAUUUUUUUUUCCUUUCUUUCAUUCCAGUACUGGGGAGCUUAUACAGUGGCUUGGCCCAGGGUCUGGCAAGCUGGCCCAGUGGUCCUUUGGCAUUCCCCCACAGCCUGCUGCCUUCUCCAGCUGGGCUGGCUGACCUCACUCAGAAGUGAUGGGCUUUUUCUUUUUUUAUUCCAAGCUCUUCUAAAGUUCCCCAGCUUUUCCGGACACCAGCCUCUGUGUGUAACAGCCUCUGGCAGGUAACAGCCUCUGUCCCUUGAGUAAAAUGACUGGAUGACUGAUCCAAAAGGACAGGGUUUUUUUGUUUUUGGAAAAGGUGUUUGGUUUAAAACAGUAAAUCAGAGGCCACUGGCUGGUGCCAAAGUGAUCUUGGAGGCAUCAGUAGCCAGGGAUGUAGGGUUGAGUAAGAUGCACUGAUUGCCUCUUUCCCAACCUCUCCAGAAUCUAUUAGGAAAGAGGCCAAGGGGAUUGGGGGAGGAGAGGGCAUCAUUUACAAUCAGGACAAAAAGCUCUCCUUGAUCCCCUGGCUGGCCCAGUGCAUUUCCUCCUGGCCACCUCUGGUCUGGCCUGGAUUUGUACUCUUGGAUCAGCAUCUGCCCAGCUCCCAGGGGUUUGGUUCAUAAUCAAUUAGAAAUUUCUCUGGCUAAGCACCACAUCCCCAUGACCUCUGAGAAAGUGUGUGUAUGUAGGGCUGGGGCCUAGUGGCCUUUGAUUGCUCCUUGACCUACUUCCAGACUAUGCUUCCCAGGGAGUGGCUCCCACUGACCGCAUGGGUUGGGGGUUGGGAAGCUUGACUGAAGGGGUCUGUGUUCAGCUAUCUACAGCACAGAUGCCUCGCUGCUUCGGGAGUGAGUAUGUGCUGCUUCGACCUGACCAUCCAGUUCCCUUCAAACUCACCAAAAGAGGCCACUGGGAAAGGUGGGCUGACUGGGCUCCCAACUUAUGGCCUUCCCUUUCUGUUCUCCGUUGAGGGCCUGAAUAAAUAGAUCCCAGCAAGCA